AUGCUUGGUGACGCACGCUACGAGCAGUGGUUCCACGACAACGUUCGCUGUGACCAAGCUGUCUUCCGUCGACCUGUGGACUUGCUGCGCCAACGUUUACAGCCCAACGAGCGCCAAUCCAGCCACUCCUUCGAGAAGAACGUGGCCGUGACGCUAUACUUCUUGGGGUCCGAAGGUGGCUAUCGAGAGACAGCGGCAGCAUUUGGAAUGACCAAAUCGUGGUGUAUUACAGUCGUGACGACCGUGGUGGAUGUGUUGGCGAGCCAAGCAAAGUUGUGGAUACGCCUGCCGACCUCCCCUGGUAACUUUGGAGUCGCAUCGAGCGUGAAGGUACAGCGAUUCCCGGGCGUUGUUGGAGCUGUGGAUGGCCACCGUAUGGUGUUUUUGUCCGUGGAAAUCCGUCCUGGGUCGCAGCUGGGCCAAACAAUUCGUCGCUGUUUUCCUACCAGCAGCCUCGUUAAUGGCGAUUCUGGCUACACAUUGCUGCUAUCGUUGUUGACCCCAUAUGUCCCGCACGAAGAAGGCGGUCGUUUGUCCAACACACAAAAGCGAUUCAACUACAAGUUGUCCAGCAGUCGAAUAGUGGUCGAGUGUGCGUUCGGGCGCCUCAAGGAGGGAUUCCGGAUUUUGAAAACCGAGAUGAACGAAAGAUCAUUGGACCGGACGUAA
Aphanomyces astaci is the source of this 669-nucleotide messenger RNA. RefSeq lists its product as hypothetical. Lineage: Eukaryota; Oomycota; Saprolegniomycetes; Saprolegniales; Verrucalvaceae. The record is from RefSeq and is a predicted model, not a curated record. The transcript has 3 exons. Bases 1 to 669 code for a protein of 222 amino acids.